Podospora pseudocomata is the source of this 432-nucleotide messenger RNA. RefSeq lists its product as uncharacterized. Lineage: Eukaryota; Fungi; Ascomycota; Sordariomycetes; Sordariales; Podosporaceae. The transcript has a single exon. The record is from RefSeq and is a predicted model, not a curated record. Bases 1 to 432 code for a protein of 143 amino acids.
AUGAGACUCGCCGCCCUCCUCCACACAUCUCUUUUUGCUCUUGCCCUCGCCGCUCCAGCCCAGCAACUUAUCAAACGCUGCCGCGUCUCGCGCGAUGUUAUGGCAUGCUGGGUCGCCUGGGAUCUUUCAGAAUGCGUCGCCUACAUUCCGCUGAAUGUAACUUACGAGUUCGAUGACGCCAACAAGAAAGUUAUCAUCCGAGGGCUUUGCGAGAGCUGCUCACAGGCACUCGCGCUCGAGCGCGCGGCCAGCUGGGACGAAUACUCAAAGUGGUCUUCGAGCUUUGGCGAGGUUCAAGACCUUGGAAACGGGACCUUUGUCAUCACUGAUACAGGGAAGGACUACUUCGAUCUCUUUAGGGGUAUGGAGCCGACGCCGUGGGGGCGUACUUCGUGCUAUUCGUUGGAUGAGUAUGAGUGGGAUUACGAAUAA